UUCCAAACUUUUUAACUACUCUGAAUCUAGUCCUGUGACCCUCCUCCCGUCUUUCUCCCUCUCUGUUACCUUCACCUCUUUCCCAUCUCACUUUUCUCUUUAUUCAUUCCUUUCUUCGAGGAACUCUACAUAGAUUCUGUGCUUGGUUCCUGUAAAUUCUUUUCUCUAGUCCCUUUACCCAAUUUGCCACCACCCAUCUUGACAAAUUUGAGUAUUUGAAAGGAUGGGGGUGGCUUAUUGGGAUGUAAUGUCGCAAUUGCGUUUGUUGGUACCCUGAAUUAUGAUUUGAUCUUGGCUUGUUCUGAUCUGGGAAUCGGAGUUCCUGCAAUGGGGCACUCGAAGAAGGAGAACACCCGGGCUCCGGCGGUCAGAAAGGACCCUUACGAGGUUCUCGGCGUCUCCAGAGAUGCGUCUGAGCAGGAAAUCAAGGUUGCUUACAGGAAACUUGCGCUAAAGUAUCACCCUGACAAGAAUACAGGCAAUCCUGAAGCUGCAGAACAUUUUAAGGAUGUCGCUUAUUCCUACGGAAUUUUAUCAGAUCCAGAGAAAAAGAGGAUAUAUGACAGUUCUGGGUUUGAGGCAUUAGAGGCUGAUGGCAUGGAUAUGGAGAUUGACUUGUCAAAUUUGGGAACUGUAAACACAGUGUUUGCAGCUUUGUUCAGCAAGCUUGGUGUUCCCAUAAAGACAACAAUUUCAACAACUGUGCUGGAAGAGGCUCUCAGUGGAAAUGUCAACAUUCAGCCACUCCCCCUUGGAACUCCCAUCAGCGGCAAGGUUGAAAAACAAGACGCACACUUCUUUCGCAUAUCUGUUAGUGACCAACAGGCUAAGGCUGGUAUUGUGGUUCGAGUUGUAUCAAAUGCCCAAAGCAAAUUCAAGCUCCUUUAUUUUGAAAAGGAAGCCAGUGGAGGAUAUGGACUUGCUUUGCAGGAAGAUAGUGAAAAGACUGGCAAAGUGACAUCUGCAGGAAUGUAUUUCCUCCGCUUCCAAGUCUAUCGGAUGGACUCAACUACAAACGCGCUAGCAGUGGCCAAAGACCCUGAAGCUGCAUUCUUCAAGAAACUCGAUGGCCUUCAUCCCUGUGAAAUUUCAGAACUCAAGGGAGGAGAUCACGUAUUUGCUGUAUAUGGUGACAACUUCUUCAAGAGUGCAAGCUACACCAUUGAGGCUGUAUGUGCUCAAUCAUUGGAGGAGGCAAGUGUGAACCUCAAGGAAAUAGAAGCUAACCUCCUUGUCAAGCGGGACGAGCUGCAUCAGUUUGAGAAAGAGUACAAAAAGGCCCUGGCACACUAUCAGGAGGUGAUGAAGCGAUAUGCAGAGGAGAAGAAAAAUGUUGAUGAGCUGCUUAAGCACCGAGAUGGCAUCCACUCAUCAUUCUCCACCGGCAGAGUGGUCAAAAUGACCACUAGCAGCAGCGGCAAACAUCUAAAUGGAGAUUCUAGAGGAGAAGAUGUGAAUGCAAUGAAGGAUCCUUCUUCGGAUGGGAAAGAGAGAACGGGCAAGAAAAGGUGGUAUGAUCUGAGAAAAUCCACUAUUUUUCAGGGUAGAGCACAUCAUCACUAGAAGAACUCGAAAUGGAAGAAGAUGCUAUUUGUUUACUGCAUUCCCGCUUGUCUAUAAUGACCGGUAGCAUCAGUGUGAUUCUUUUCAUCUUGUAAAAGUUGGCUUCCAAUCCACCUAAAAGGCAAGUUCAGACUGGGUAGAGAUUAUCAACAACGACGUGUGUGAUAUCUUAUUCAAAAUUUUUACUUGUAUCAAAGAGAAUAGACUUCGGGCUAUGUGGCUGUGAUUAAUAAGACUGGCUCGGUGCUUAUA
Molecule: messenger RNA, 1815 nt
Organism: Nymphaea colorata (pocket water lily)
Lineage: Eukaryota; Viridiplantae; Streptophyta; Magnoliopsida; Nymphaeales; Nymphaeaceae
Product: chaperone protein dnaJ 15-like
Exons: 11
Coding region: 328-1563 (411 amino acids)
Source: RefSeq, a predicted model, not a curated record